This is a messenger RNA of Staurois parvus, 330 nucleotides long. The record is from the annotation of a GenBank genome assembly. Lineage: Eukaryota; Metazoa; Chordata; Amphibia; Anura; Ranidae.
CAGGUCAAGUGUUUUUUUUUUUCUCAGCAGCAACAGUUACCCUUGUGUACUGAUCCUGUAGGAAAUGUCCAGCCUACCGAGCCUUACAUAAGAGAUUUAAUGGCAUCGCUUCACAGUAAAGACAAGGGGGGGAGUAAGGUUCAGUUACAGCACUUAAAGUGGAACUGCCAUCAGGGCGGACUGACCAUUUGGAAACUUGGGCACUGCCCGAGGGCCCGGGGUUAGUAGGGGACCCCAUGAAAUGCCCCUGGUACUUUUUUCAUAGGCUUUUUUUAGUUUGGGCAAGGAUACAGGGGCCCCAUGAUCCCCUAUUGCCCAGGGGCCCCAUGA